Acanthocheilonema viteae is the source of this 579-nucleotide messenger RNA. Lineage: Eukaryota; Metazoa; Nematoda; Chromadorea; Rhabditida; Onchocercidae. The record is from the annotation of a GenBank genome assembly.
AUGUGCCAACACUACACUGAAAACUUACCGCAUCGAAAAAGUGUAUUUGCAUUUGAUGAAAUAGAAAUUCGACAAAAGUUAAACAAACUUGAAUGGGAUUUAAUUUUUCUUCAAUGUGUUGGACGAUCACUUAUUCAAGCGUCAUCAUCUUAUUUGUCAGAAAUUAAUUUCGACAAUAUUGAACAGAUGCUUCAUAAAACGAAAAAGCAUCUUACUACAAUCGAUAAUAUUCUUACCAAUAAUUAUAAUGUAUCCGUUGCAUAUGGUUUAACUUUAUCACCGGUACCCGCAUUUGCACCAAGAAAAUCAAGUGAUAAUAAUAAGUUUACUGAAGUGUUACAAUUAGUCUAUAAUUCGAUGGAAAAUCUUCAACGAUUACCGUGUACAAUGGAGGGUAUGAUUGAUGAAGAAUAUAUGGAUCAGAGCAGUUUAAUGGAUGAAGCAACCAAACUUCUUACAAUGUGUAUUCAUAUUCAACAAAAAAUUGUGAAUGCUGAAUCAAUCAGUACAUCAGAAAGAAAUAGUAUUACCAGCAGCACUCAGGAAGCAUCAUUAGCAGGUAAUUUGUCAUUGUGUUAA